Cylicocyclus nassatus is the source of this 908-nucleotide messenger RNA. NCBI's taxonomy places the organism in Eukaryota, Metazoa, Nematoda, Chromadorea, Rhabditida, Strongylidae. The record is from the annotation of a GenBank genome assembly.
AUGCAGGCAGUGCCUUUCGACCAAGAAUAUUUCAUCCUCUGUGUGGAGGAGGAGCGCAUUAUCUGGGACUGCACAUUGGACAGUUACGCCAGCAAAACCUCACGCUUACAAGCGUGGACGAGAAUAUUCGUUAGAAUGGAGCGAAGAGGUUAUAAGGGAACUAUUGAAGACCUUAAAAAAAUGUGGCGGUCGAUCGUUUCAAAAUAUAGGCGCUUCAAACAAAGUCGGAGCGGGUCGGAAGCAGUACACAAUCCGUUAAUGGAUAAACUUACUUUUCUUGAUUCGACUCUUAUCCCUCAGGAAAGCACAAGAUAUUCAAACUUCGAUAGUCUCAGUGACCGGAAUUUGGAUUCAACAAUAACAGAAGCUGGGAGUUCACAGGAACCAAGCAUCCCCGUAUUAGGCGAUCGCACUAAUAGCGUUAGCAGUAGUCUGAGCUUGAGGAGGAAAAGGAGAUUAGAAGGGGAAGAGUCCAAUGCAGUGAUGGCAGCAGCGGAGGCCGUCAGAGAUCGUCUGGACAGAAUGCGUGGAGAAGAUCGCUAUACGUGGAUAGGUUACUUCGUCGUCGAUACACUACGUCGUCUAACGGAUGCCGAAGCUGACCGCUUGAUAUACGGGAUAAUGGGACUUUGCCUUCGCAUGGGGCCCAACUACGACGCUGAAAACAAUUAUGAGCGAAAUUUGCAGAACUCAGGGGUUGGAUAAUCAUUUCGUGUGGCCCCGCCCUGCCUCGUUUUUCGCUAUUCAUUCUGUUCGGGUUUUGAUCAUGCCGGUGAAACAUCUUAUUUGUCAUCAAGCUUUUUUUGCGAAUCUUCGAAGCUUCUUACUGGUGUCAUUCGUACCUCUUUCUUUCAGAAGUACAUGUUUGCAUGUUGUUUGCAGUGUUUACACAUUUACAUAACUACUAU